Molecule: messenger RNA, 1623 nt
Organism: Pseudophryne corroboree (corroboree frog)
Lineage: Eukaryota; Metazoa; Chordata; Amphibia; Anura; Myobatrachidae
Product: T-cell receptor-associated transmembrane adapter 1
Exons: 6
Coding region: 179-745 (188 amino acids)
Biological process (GO): negative regulation of receptor recycling; positive regulation of T cell receptor signaling pathway
Cellular component (GO): T cell receptor complex
Source: RefSeq, a predicted model, not a curated record
GAUUCUGCAGCAUAAACAAUACACAUAAAAGGGUUCACGUUUUGUGCACCUCAUUUCCUGUAUGAGAAUUGUGCACUAGGGAGAUGCACCAAAUAAGCAUGCAGAGACCCAUUAUCUGGAGAAAGCAAAACACAGCAAACUAAUGUGUUCUUCCACAUAGCAGAGAGCAUCUUAAAACAUGUCAGAAAACUGCUUUGAUUUAUUGGUGCCGUUAGUGAUUAUUUCAUUGGCAUUUCUAAUAUCGCUGACUAUUAAUAUUGUUCACUGUGUCAUGAAACAUAGAAAAGAGAAAGACAGUAAAUAUUACAGCCCGUGCAACAUAAGUUAUGACCAGCAGUACAUUGAAACUAACCCAAUUUAUGGAAACCUGAAUCAGUCAAUGCUUGAUCAUACUGAUGAAUGUUGUUAUGAACCAAUGGCAACCCCACAAGAAAGAAACAGGCAGGAAACCCAGGUGGAAUGUGAAGAACCGAUGUUUUAUGCAUCACUUAAUCUCAGUCCUAAAAGACCUGGGAGAAAACGAAAGAAGAAAACGAGGCCAAUCAGUAACCCAAGUUGUGCAGAAGACAAAUCGGCCAGUACAAAUAAUAUUUUGUCAACUUCCAGUAUAUACUUGAACAGUGAGCAGCUAACAGCUGAAUGCAUAGCUGGAAAUGAUUUGUUGCAUGAUGACCCAGUCAAAGUUUACCACUUGUUAAAGAAGACAAGAAAUAACAUGGCUAUGGAAGACAAAAAUCAAGUUUGAAUGGGCAAACUGAGAUAAACAGGAAUUUUCCUUCUAGAGCAUUCUACAUUAUAGCAAAAUUUCAAUUUAUAAUAUUUGUAAUGUAAGUUGUGAGUGAAUUGGUUAGUGGAUCCUGCAUAUGAAUAGACAUGUUGCCUGCAAAUCAACUUUGUCACUUGCAUCGAAAAAACAAAGAAUGUAGUUAACCCAGUGGUUCCCAAACUUUUUUGAGUCACGGCACCCUAGUGUAUAAGAAUUGUUUUCACGGCACCCCUAGGCCAAAAGUUUCUUAUUGAAAAAUUCAGAAAAAAUAUAUUAAAUUACGUAAACCAUGCGUAUAUGUCAUCCUUAGGUUCAGUUAUGUGGCGAGGGACAGGAUUCACUUCUGUUUGUCCACAUUUGUUAUGAUGGGAAGCCCCAAACACUGGUUCUGUCUAUUUCAUAGACCAUAAAUAAUUAGAAUUGGUCCUGGACCACCAACCCAGGACACCCCUGCAAGUACCCUGAGGCACCCCAGGGUGAGAACAACUGAUCUAACCAUAUACUAAAAUAUAUUUCAUAUACUAUUUAUAAAUCUACAAUUGUGCUGAUUAGGGCUGAUUUUCCCUGAAGAAUCUGAAGAUGAUGGAACAACUACAGUACAAUCUUGAGUUUUAAUCAUUUGUACAAAGAAACAGUUAUCAAGCCUACAUUUUAAGAUGCCAGUGAAGACCUGCUAUUAUCGUUUUCAUUACUUUAGCACAGUUUACGUGAACACGGGGACAUGUUUAUAACAUGUGCCAUGGGUUGGUGUCUAACAUCAGUGUAAACUUACCUGGCACCUUCACUGUUUGUUUGUUCUGCUCAUUUGUUUAUGUACUUUGUAAGGUUCUGUGAACCCUUGUGGCGCCAUAUAAAUA